Hevea brasiliensis (rubber tree) is the source of this 354-nucleotide messenger RNA. Its product is annotated as protein PXR1. The record is from RefSeq and is a predicted model, not a curated record. The transcript has a single exon. NCBI's taxonomy places the organism in Eukaryota, Viridiplantae, Streptophyta, Magnoliopsida, Malpighiales, Euphorbiaceae. The coding region runs from base 1 to 354 and encodes 117 amino acids.
AUGGGAGAGACAGCAGAAUCGCAGAAAAAUGAAGAUAAAGUUGAAAAGAAGGAAGACAAACAUGAGAAGAAAGAGAAACACGAGGAUGGCGAUGAAAAGAAAGAGGAAGGAGAAGAGAAAUCUAGAGACAAGAAGAAGCAGAAAGAUAAGGACAAUAAAGAUAAGGAGGACAAAGAAGACGGUGGAAAAGAGAAGAAGAAAAAGAAUCCUGAAGAUAAGAAGGAUCCUGCAAAACUAAGGGCUAAGCUUGAAAAGCUUGACACCAAGAUUCAAGCACUCAAUCAAAAGAAAGAAGAAAUUGUCAAACUCCUCCGAGAAGUUGAAAAUAAUGCUGCUGCCAAACCAAGUGAAUGA